Messenger RNA from Arvicola amphibius (Eurasian water vole), 1776 nucleotides. RefSeq names its product POF1B actin binding protein (gene Pof1b). Gene Ontology annotation, molecular function: actin filament binding. Gene Ontology annotation, biological process: epithelial cell morphogenesis; bicellular tight junction assembly; actin filament organization. Lineage: Eukaryota; Metazoa; Chordata; Mammalia; Rodentia; Cricetidae. The record is from RefSeq and is a predicted model, not a curated record. Gene Ontology annotation, cellular component: adherens junction; bicellular tight junction; actin filament.
AUGAUGAGCUCAAGCUAUUGGAGUGAGAGCAGCAGCGGCAGCUGUGGGACCCAGCAGCCCACAGAGGUGCUGCAGUACCAGCCUCAGCAUUACCACUGUUACCAUCAGUCAAGUCAAGGCCAGCAGCCUCCAGAAAAAAGUGUCGUGUAUGAGCGAGUGAGGACCUACAGUGGGCCUAUGAACAAGGUGGUGCAGGCCUUGGACCCGCUUGGCUCACGGGAAGUGCUCUCCCCCCUCAAAACUGCCUCAUCCUACCAAAAUUUAGUUUGGAGUGACCAUUCUCAGGAGCUCCAUUCUCCAACUCUGAAAAUCUCUACUUGCGCACCAAGCACUCUACAUAUAACACAAAAUGCUGAACAGGAAACUUCAUUCUCCAACAGUGAAGUUACUACGUAUCCACAAACUACCAUUCGGAGAUACAUAGUACAAAACCCUGAACAGGACCCAAUGUCAUAUUUCUUAAGAGGCGGCCACUUCUUUCCAGGCAAACAAUGUAAUUUAUGAAAAAACAUAAGAAAAGUGGAGAAGCUAAAUACAGAUCAGGAAUGUUGUCCUCAAAUUCAAUGCCAUCAUCGCAUCCAGCAACCCCAGAUCAUCCACUCUACGCAUUGUCAACAGUCCCAUUCUAAUCAAAUCCAAUGCGUAACAGAAAAUGACUCAAAUAUUGGGCAUGAACUCUGCCAUGGUGGCUCAAGCCAGAUACAUGAGCAGGUGAUAAUUCAGGAUGAUGGCCCUGAAAAAUUGGAUCCCAAAUAUUUUGGAGAGUUGCUUGCUGACCUAAGCCGCAAGAAUACAGACCUAUAUCACUGCUUAUUAGAACAUUUGGAGAGGAUUGGAGGAAGCAAACAAGACUUUGAGACUGCAGAUGCAUCAGAAGACAUUGAGUCAUUGAUUCCUAAAGGACUGUCAGAGUUUACAAAACAGCAAAUUCGUUAUAUUCUGCAGAUGAGGGGUAUGUCUGAUAAGUCACUGAGACUAGUGUUGUCCACAUUUAGCAACAUACGGGAAGAACUUGGACAUCUUCAAAAUGACUUGACAUCUCUGGAAAAUGACAAGAUAAGACUUGAGAAGGACUUGGCAUUCAAAGAAAAUCAAAUAAAAGAGUAUGAAGAACUCUUGGCAUCAGUGAGAGCAAAUAAUCGCCAACAGCAACAAGGACUUCAAGACUCAAGCUCAAAAUGUCAGACAUUGGAAGAAAAUAACCUUUCUCUUCGACAUACACUAUCAGACAUGGAAUACAGACUAAAAGAACUAGAAUAUUGUAAACGUAAUUUAGAGCAAGAGAAUAAAAACCUUAGAAUACAGGUGUCUGAGACUUGCACAGGCCCAAUACUACAGGCUAAAAUGGAUGAGAUUGGCAACCAUUAUAUGGAGAUGGUAAAAAACUUAAGAAUUGAGAAAGACAGAGAAAUCAGCAAGCUAAGGUCUCAAUUAAACCAGUACCAAAAAGAUGUUUCCAAAAGAGAAGGAAGUUGCAGUGACUUCCAAUUCAAGCUUCAUGAACUGACAAGCUUGCUGGAAGAAAAGGAUUCUCUUAUAAAGCGUCAAUCAGAGGAACUCUCAAAGUUGAGGCAGGAAAUAUAUUCAUCUCAUAACCAACCCUCCAGUGUUGGAAGGACAACAAUCACCACAAAAAAGUACAGGACACAAUAUCCAAUCCUAGGUCUCCUGUACGAUGACUAUGAAUAUAUACCACCAGGAAGUGACACACAGACUAUCGUGAUCGAGAAAACUGAAGAUAAAUGGACUCAUGUAAGUUUAUUUGGGCGUUUCUAG